GCGAGCGCCCUUUGGCGUCCUCGUCCUGACGAUGUGGCCCCGGUGUCCCUCGAGCCCACCUGUGCCCUCCCUUUCCCCGACCCAGCUGCGCCCGCCCUCGGCCACCGCCCCUCCCCCGAGGCGUGGCCCCAGUGUCUAGGCUGGGGAGCGUAGCAGGAGCCGGGGGCCAACUGGCUCCUUCCCGCCCUGGCUCCUGCCGGCGGGCCUGGGACUGCAGCCACUUCUGAAAGUGCCUCAUUGUGUGCGCCCCGGGCGGGCAGCGCGGAGCAGCGCAGCGGGCCGCCGCGGCCGCACAGCCUUGUUUCCAGAUUCGCUCCGCCUGGAGUGUCCAGGUGUCUCCAAAACCUUGGUGCCCACGACUCCCAUCGAUGCUUCUUGGAGCUUAAUCCCUAGUGUCACCACGGGCCCCUUAAUAGUCGUGGGACUCUGAGGACCAAAUCAGCCCCUGCAGACUCUCCCGGUGAAGAGAAGGAACAGGCUGUGGGCUGGAACUUGGAAGGGACGACGUGUAGGAGCCUUUGCUGAGCGGCAGGAGAGAGGCGUCCGCUCCCUGGCGGAAUCAGCCAGAGUCGCCAAGCUUUGGGCCUUAGGGCUCCUGAACAGGGAUGGCCUUCAGCUGACACCAAACAAAAAGAAAUCUGAGCCCGGGAUUUGUACCUAGUAUUACAUUUCACUCUCUUGGAUUCCACGCCAGGGCUGGGACAGGCUGGUGACAAGAGGAUCCGCUGAGUCAAGGCGGGCAGAGUUUGGCCAAAAGCCUGAGGCACCUCCAAUGGAUUUGUGAUCGGCGUGGGCAGCUCUCCCAGCAGCCCUGGACAGCAGCCCAGGCAUGCGGCUACCGCGCGUCUCCGGCACUGUAGUGACUGCACUCCUGCUGGCGCAGACCUGCCUUCUGCUCUUCCUGGUCUCCCGACAAGGGCCGUGGUACCCAGCCGGCGGCAAGCAGCGUGUGCACGUGUUGGUGUUGUCCUCUUGGCGCUCGGGCUCAUCCUUCGUGGGCCAGCUCUUCAGCCAGCAUCCAGACGUGUUCUACCUGAUGGAGCCCGCGUGGCACGUGUGGGCUGCCCUGUCGCAGGGCAGUGCUCCAGCGCUGCACAUGGCUGUUCGCGAUCUGGUGCGCUCUGUCUUCCUGUGCGACAUGGACGUGUUCGACGCCUACCUGCCGUGGCGCCGCAACUUGUCAGACCUCUUCCAAUGGGCGGUGAGCCGCGCGCUGUGCUCGCCCCCCGCCUGCAACGCCUUCAGUCGCGGCGCCAUCAGCAGUGAGGCUGUGUGCAAGCCACUGUGCGCGCGGCGGCCCUUCGGCCUGGCCCAGGAGGCCUGCCGCUCCUAUAGCCACGUGGUGCUCAAGGAGGUGCGCUUUUUUAACCUGCAGGUACUUUACCCGCUACUCAACGACCCAGCGCUCAAUCUACGCAUUGUGCACCUGGUGCGCGACCCAAGGGCGGUGCUGCGCUCCCGAGAGCAGACCGCCGCGGCGUUGGCGCGCGAUAACGGCAUAGUGCUGGGCACCAACGGCACGUGGGUGGAGGCCGACCCCCGCUUGCGCGUGGUGAGCGAGGUGUGUCGCAGCCACGUGCGCAUAGCUGAGGCCGCUCUGCACAAGCCGCCGCCCUUCCUGCAGGGUCGCUACCUCCUGGUGCGCUUCGAGGACCUGGCGAGGGAGCCGCUGCGCGAGAUCCGCGCACUCUACGCUUUCACCGGCCUGAGCCUUACGCCGCAGCUCGAGUCCUGGAUUCACAAUAUCACGCACGGGUCGGGGCCCGGUGCGCGCCGAGAGGCCUUCAAGACCACGUCUAGGGAUGCACACAACGUCUCCCAGGCCUGGCGCCACUCGCUGCCCUUCAGCAAGAUUCGGCGCGUGCAGGAGCUGUGCGCUGGCGCCCUGCAGCUGCUGGGCUACCGGCCCGUGUACUCUGAGGAUGAGCAGCGUGACCUUGACCUGGACCUCGUGGUGCCUCGCGGUCCCAGCAGUUUCAGGUGGGCGUCGCCCACUGAUGAGCACUCCAAGCCUUAGCGGAGGGUCCUAGUUGCGGCGGUAGUUUGGAUACCGGAGGAGCAUAUAAGAAGGAGAAGUGGACAGGCGCAUGGGAAAGUAGAGUCAGCCACCAGAGAAGCAGGGAGAGUCCAGGAUUCUCCCCUGAACUAGGAAAGGACCAAGUCUUUCUCCCCGAGUCUCAGCUUUCUUUCCUUUGCGCCCUCUUCAGGAGCUGGUUUCCCUACACGUAUGCUCUCCACGGAAAGCAAAACUCUCAUCCCACUUCCCUUGGGCACUACUCAAGCAUUUUCUUUCCCCUUGAUUCUUUCCUCCCUUGGGACGCAGUAGUUGAGAAAUACGUCUAGCUCUGGCUGGGAGUGGAGGGGCACAGCAGUGAGCUGGCUCCUGAAGUUUGUACAUCAUCUCCCAUAUGCACCCUGGACUCCAUUCCCCCACGCCCUCUGCACCAUACUUCAUCAGAGCCACAGGUUAUAGUCACCUGUAUCUUUAGUGAGAAAUCAGAGAAGAUGCCUCGGUCUUGUGGUCUUCCAUCAGUGUCUGUCUGCUCCAUCUCCCAGGAGCCCACACCCCUCCCCAUCACCCUGCUCAGGUAUGAUGAACCUUUGAUUUGCCCUGAGAGGAGAGAGCCAACUUAUGAAAAUAAACGAUAAUUAACCUGUGUGAUAACAGA
Molecule: messenger RNA, 2669 nt
Organism: Ictidomys tridecemlineatus (thirteen-lined ground squirrel)
Lineage: Eukaryota; Metazoa; Chordata; Mammalia; Rodentia; Sciuridae
Source: RefSeq, a predicted model, not a curated record